Messenger RNA from Prosopis cineraria, 2852 nucleotides. Its product is annotated as phospholipase A1 PLIP1, chloroplastic. Lineage: Eukaryota; Viridiplantae; Streptophyta; Magnoliopsida; Fabales; Fabaceae. Gene Ontology annotation, molecular function: glycerophospholipid phospholipase A1 activity. The record is from RefSeq and is a predicted model, not a curated record. Gene Ontology annotation, biological process: lipid metabolic process. The transcript is spliced from 7 exons. Bases 518 to 2620 code for a protein of 700 amino acids.
GCCUACUUCUCUCUGAUUCAUUCAUGCUCUUUCGUUCUCCGUCUCUCCUCUCCACCCUGUGAGGUUCUAUUAGAUCUAGAAAAUAUCUCGGGUGUUCGAGAGAGAGAGAGAGACGUGCGUUCAAACAAGUGCUUUUACAUGUAUGUAUGUAUAUAUAUGUAUAUUGUACCGACAAUCUCACAGAUCGAACCAAUCGUUGCGGUAUGUGUGAGUGUGAGAGAGCGAGAGGGAGAGGGAGAGGAAUCAUCACUGGUUUGAAUUAAUACUCGAGAUUCCUGAGUGGCUGCCAUUGUUGGAGCUUGAUCGCAGUGAGGUUUCUGCCAAAUCUUCUUCGGAAAAUAGUGGAUGAUUUGCUGGAUCCAUCCUGCAUUUUCUCGAUCGCCUCUAUAUGUCAAGGUAUUGCAGAUUCUGAAGCAUGGACGACGUUUCCAAAGGAAAAGAAGAUCCACAAGUUGAAACCUUCCAUUGGAAUUCAAAACAUAACUCCACCAUUUGAUUCCUGCAGAAACUGUAAGCAAUGGCAUAUACUACGGUGAGCAUCCCUUCAUAUUCUGCCGCAGCUUCUGCAACAUUGAUGGACAUGGCCAAAGACCAGAAUGGUCUCCGGCGAUCAAGGUCCCACAAGGAUCUGUAUAGGCAUUCCAAGAUGCGAAGGUCUUACUCCGACAACCACCUAUGCCAUGCCGUCACCGGCGUCCAAGCCUCGGUGGUGGAGCCCAAGUUAAAGAGCAGUAGAUCCAUGGGGAUCUUCCCAUUUCAACUUUCGGGUUCGGUUCUUUCGAACUCACUUCGGUCCUUCUUAUUUGAUCCAGAAACAAGCAAGGACAUGAAUUUGAUGGAGAAGGAGAAGGAGAUUAGUAUUGUAGAGGAAAGUAAGAGUGAAAGUGGUGUGGAAGAUGAUGUGAAGAGGGCUAAUUGGGUAGAGAGGCUAAUGGAAAUCAAGAGGCAUUGGAGGAACAGAACAGCGAAAGAGAAUAUGGAUCCAGAUAAUGAUGAAUAUGAUGGUGAUGAUGAUGACGGUGUUUGUAUGGUGGAUUACGAAGACGACGACGAAGUAGAAGAAGGGCAAGAAGAGGCGUACGGUCGUGAGUCUUUCUCCAAGUUUCUAGUGCGAGUUCCUUGGUCCGGUACCAAACUAUACUCUCAGCUCGCUUUUCUCAGCAAUAUGGCUUAUGUAAUACCACAGAUUAAGGUAAUUAACUCAUCAAUCCUUUACACACAAUCUAAGAUCAAGGCUAAGGACUUGAGGAGAUACUAUGGUCUUCAAUUUUUAACGUCAUCUUUAGAGAAAAAAGCAGAGGUGGCUAAGAUUAGAACAAAUCUUGACCAAGACUCUACCCAAGUACCUCCAGCUUCCUCAUCAUCAGUAGAAUCCUCUCAUGAUAACUCAAAGAAGAGGCCUAAAAUUCAGCCCUCUGCUGCGUACAAGAUUGCAGCCUCAGCAGCGUUGUAUGUCCAGUCAAGAGCCAAGGAUCUUUUGUCUCUUGGCUCUAUGUCACAGAAAAAGCUUGACAACGAGGAUUCACGUGGCAGAGGAGAUGUUGAAGUUGAAGAUGCAGAAGAGGCCUCACGGGUUGCAGCUUGUGUCGCCGCGUCGACGAUGACGGCUGUGGUUGCUGCCGGAGAGAGGGAGAAACAGGAAGCAGCAAAUGACCUUCAGUCCCUUCAUUCAUCACCUUGUGAAUGGUUCGUUUGCGAUGAUUUCAGCACUUACACUCGGUGCUUUGUAAUCCAGGGAUCGGAUUCCUUGGCAUCUUGGCAAGCAAACCUCUUCUUUGAGCCCACCAAAUUUGAGGACACAAACGUGCUUGUUCACAGGGGGAUAUACGAAGCUGCGAAGGGAAUAUACGAGCAGUUCAUGCCAGAAAUAAUGGAGCAUUUGAGAAAACAUGGAGAUCGCGCCAAGCUCCAAUUCACUGGCCAUUCCUUGGGAGGUAGUCUCUCUCUUCUGGUGCAUCUGAUGCUACUAACAAGGAAGGUCGUGAGCUCUUCGACUCUGAGACCAGUGGUCACCUUUGGCUCGCCAUUUGUGUUCUGUGGAGGAAGAAAAAUACUUGACGAGCUGGGGCUGGACGACAGCACUAUUCAUAGUGUCAUGAUGCACAGAGACAUCGUUCCCAGAGCCUUCUCUUGUAAUUACCCUAACCAGGUCGCUGUCCUCCUCAAGCGCUUGAACGGCUCCUUCAGAUCCCAUCCUUGUCUCUUGAAAAAUAAGCUACUGUACUCACCAUUGGGCAAAAUGUUCAUUCUCCAACCAGACGAGAAGACAUCUCCAGCACAUCCAUUGUUGCCUUCAGGUUGUGACUUGUACGCUCUCGACGACACCAGAUUUGGUUACUCCGCGAAAGUUCUUGGGGCUUUCCUGAACCAGCCCCACCCUCUGCAAACCCUAAGUGAUCCCACGGCCUAUGGCUCCGAAGGCACCAUCCUCAGAGACCAUGACUCCAGCAACUACCUUAAAGCCCUCAACGCCGUCCUGCGCCGCCACACCAAGGUUAGGAGGCAGAGGAUCGACCACCUCUGGCCUCUCCUCGCCUCACCUUCUCCUCACUCUUGGAGCCAUGAACAAAGCAUGCAUAGCCAUGGCUUGAUCUCCAAAGAGAUCAUGACGGGGGCGUGAAUAUCUAUAUAUACGUAUCAUUCAUUCAAGAGCCUUUCUUUCUUGAUGGCCUCACCUGUAUAUCAUAUGUGCGUGCGUACUUAUGUAUAAUUUAGCAUAAAAAGUUCAUCAAACUUUGGUUGUAAGGGUGGUUGUUUUCGUGUAUAUUUACAGGUAUGUAACUUGUAUAUUUGUCAUGUAUCUAGUACCUCAUAUUUGACAAACGUUGUGAAUAAAACAUCAUUUAAUUUCA